AUGGCGUCCGACGAGAUUAUCUGGCAAAUCAUCAACCAGCAGUUCUGCAGCUUCAAGCUCUCGACAGACAAGAAGCAGACCUUCUGCAGAAACGAGUACAAUGUCACCGGCCUCUGCAACCGCCAGUCGUGCCCAUUGGCCAACUCUCGCUAUGCGACGAUUCGCCGCGCCCCCAACAAGGACACGCUGUACCUGUACAUGAAGACGAUCGAGCGCGCGCACAUGCCGUCGAAGCUAUGGGAGCGCAUCAAGCUGCCCAACAACUACCAACAGGCUCUGGAGAAGAUUGACGACAAGCUCAUCUACUGGCCCAAGUUUCUCGUGCACAAGUGCAAGCAGCGUCUCACGCGCCUGACGCAGGUCAACAUUCGCAUGCGGAGGAUAGCGGCGGAGGAGGAGCGCAUGGGCGAGAAGCUCGUGCCCAAGAUGGCGCCCAAGAUCAGGCGUCGCGAGGAGGCGAGAGAGCGCAAGGCGGAGGCGGCGGCGAAGCUGGAGAAGACCAUCGAGCGCGAGCUCGUCGAGAGAUUACGAUCCGGCGCGUACGGCGACCAGCCCCUCAACGUUAGCGAGUCGAUCUGGAAGAGGGUUCUCAAUGCCAUGGAGAAGGAGGGCGAGGGCAAGCGUGACAAGGACAUGGACCCGGGUAUCGAGUCCGAGGAGGAGGCCGACGAGGAGGCUGAGGACGAGUCCGAGGAUGACCUCGAGAAGGAGGUCGAAUACGUGUCUGACAUCGAGGAGAGCGACGAGGAGCUCGAGGAUAUUGAGGACUGGCUCGAGAGCGACGAGGAGGAGGCCGACGAGGACGAGGAGAGCGAAGACUCGGAAGACAGCGACGAGGAGACGGAUCGCAAGGCGGGUGAUAAGCGGAAGCGUGGCAGGGCGGUCAAGAUGAACCAGAAGAGGCUCAAGCAGAAGCAAGCGGAGCGUCCCAAGAUCGCGGAGGAGUUGACCUGGUAG
Messenger RNA from Colletotrichum siamense, 957 nucleotides. It is a transcript of the gene MAK16, whose product is annotated as Protein MAK16. Bases 1 to 957 code for a protein of 318 amino acids. Gene Ontology annotation, cellular component: nucleolus; preribosome, large subunit precursor. The transcript has 2 exons. The record is from RefSeq and is a predicted model, not a curated record. NCBI's taxonomy places the organism in Eukaryota, Fungi, Ascomycota, Sordariomycetes, Glomerellales, Glomerellaceae. Gene Ontology annotation, biological process: maturation of 5.8S rRNA; maturation of LSU-rRNA.